Messenger RNA from Aaosphaeria arxii CBS 175.79, 2536 nucleotides. RefSeq lists its product as uncharacterized. NCBI's taxonomy places the organism in Eukaryota, Fungi, Ascomycota, Dothideomycetes, Pleosporales. The record is from RefSeq and is a predicted model, not a curated record. The transcript is spliced from 3 exons. Bases 470 to 2401 code for a protein of 643 amino acids.
CUUACUUACAGGCAUACAAUGAUCAACUCCACACAGACACUGCGCUGCUGAAUGGACAAUUAUCGCGAAUGACACAACUUCUUGGAAGCGCAGAUCACCCUUCAUUCUAACUCAUGGUCUUCAUCCAUCUAAGCAAAAUCAGCACAAAGGCCUUACAGGAGCACACAAGAGCCAAGCACAGAGUAUGAGAAUCUGGUUGGGUACCCAAGGCCCAUAAGGCAACCGACGUUCCGAGAUGUGCAACACACAGCCCCCAGUUUUACUGUAAGGAUGAUCUCUGCUAUUUGUGCAAGCGCACUCCGUAAUGGGUUCUUAAAUGCGCCCGCUUCGCCAUCUACGUUACGGUUCUACACUCGAGGAGUUCAGCAAGAAGCUGCUCAACCUAAUUUUCUCCAACAGUUCCUGUUUACGUUCGGGAUGCUCAAGCGCUAGCAUUUGAAAUAACCUCUGCAGUACGAAGAUGUUUGAAAUGACUCGAGGCAGUCCCUCAGCAUCAAAGCUGAACAGUCGGCCACACAGCCCAGUGUCGCCACUGGAAGAGAAUGCGCGACAUGUACCAAAGGAUGGAGAAGGUCCAUACUAUUCGAGUGUUCCACUUCAUGACAAUGGACGGGCGUUACAGACAACAUCAGAUGGCAUCGAAACGGGCUUCGAGUUGUCAACCUUCGGAGAUGUCUGGUAUAUCGAGAUUCUUAGUCUGAUUGCUUCGGUUGCAGCGUUUGGCGCCCUCAUAGCUCUUCUCGCCGUCUACGAUGGCAAAGAGCAGCCAGAUUGGACAAAUAUCUCUCUCAAUACGGCGAUCUCAUUCCUUAGCAUGAUAUCUAAAGGGUUGCUUCUCAUCCCAGUCAGCCGUGCGCUGGGACAACUGAAGUGGAGCUGGGUUGAGGAGAAGUCCCGUCCCCUUAGCGGACUUAGAACUUUCGAUUUGGCCAGUCGAGGCGUUAUUGGAUGCUUUGAUUUGAUAGGCUUGACCAAAGGCUUGCAUCUCUCGACACUUGGGUGCCUCGCUGUGAUAUUAGCUUUGGGUUUCGACCCAUUCGUCCAGAAUUUGGUGCGAUACUACCCAAAGAGUGUGCCCGAUGCAACACAACAGGCACGCGUCGCAAACGCUUCAUUGUUCGACUCGGUUGGCACACUUGUAGGCGACGGAGUCCAAAACAUCAAUCCUUCGGUCAAGGCAAACAUCUACAAUUCGAUUCUAAACGUAGAUCCAUCGGAGCCAUGGUCAAUACCCCAGUACACAUGUACUACUGGUAACUGCACAUUCCCGCCACUCGUUACCCUUGUCGCCCGGCCACGUUGCGAGGACAUCAGUUCCAUGCUGAAAAUGGAAUGUGGACAUUUGUCAAACCCGAACAACUGCAGUAUUGGCAUAGAGGAAGGAGUUUCAAUGAAUUUUGUGUCUGCCGGAGGCACACAUAUGAACAUCAGUUCUGUUCGAAACCCUCGGAUAUACGACACGGACGCACUGCUGAACCUUUUCCCUGUUUUCCAAUACGUAAUGGCUCAAGACGAUGGACUUUUACAAAACCGGAACUAUUCCCUCAGUAAUACCACCACGAAAUUUGUUGCAACUGAAUGUGUACUGGAAUUCUGUGCACAAAAGGUACAAGACUCUGUGUCGGAGUCCAGGUACCAACAAACUGCACUCAACGAGCCCUGGUGCGAGUACAAUAUGACUGGAUCUCCGUCCCCGCAUGUCACAAUCAAUCCACCGUGGGCACCACCGGGAUAUACUUCGAAGCAUACUGUCGAGUACAGGAAGGGGAAAGAAUGGGUGAAAGAGGAGUUUGAACUGCAAUUCGGCUUGGAACAGUUGGCAUUUCUCUCUUUGAAGCAAUACUUAGCAGGGAUUUUCUCUGGCUGGGUUAUGGGCAUCGCCGGAGCCCUUGAUUAUCGUCCCGUGGAUCCACCUUCGUUCACCCAAGCAAAAGUCGGGGCUGCCGCGGAUGUGAUUGAGGCUGUCUUCCUCGGAAACAUAUCAGGCUGCGGCCAUUCCGACGAUCAUCUCACCUGCGCUAUGAACAACGUGGGCAAAGCGAUCACGAAAUCCUUCCGUGAUAAUGCCUACAUUGCCAACGGCGCAGAGAAUGCUGACAUGACUGGCGGUGAAACAAUGGUUGUAGCAACCUUUGUACGCAUCGAAUGGGUUUGGCUCAUACUACCUGCAAUUGUGCUCGCGGCCGGAGUUGUGUUCUUCUUCGCUGUUAUCCUUGUAACACAUCGCGCUGCUCUGCCAUUGUGGGGAAACAAUAUAUUACCGCUCCUAUUCCUACUCCGGGAAACGAAAGAAAACGACAAAGUCCCCAUGCAUGGAACGACGAACGUGGCGUACUGGCAUAAAGCUCGCCAGUACAUGGUUCACCUAGAGCAUGAUAAAGAUAGUGCUCGACUAUCUUAGACUUGGUCCUCAUUAUUGCCCAUUCGGAAGCUGCAGUAGAGCACGCUCAACACAUGAAUUGGGCUUGGGAAGCUAGAGUAGAACUAGAUAUCCUCACCCAUAGACGACUGACGAAUAAUGAUUAAACAUUAUAUG